Acanthosepion pharaonis is the source of this 1842-nucleotide messenger RNA. Lineage: Eukaryota; Metazoa; Mollusca; Cephalopoda; Sepiida; Sepiidae. The record is from the annotation of a GenBank genome assembly.
AUGUUCAUAUUAUCUAUCUAUUUCAAACUUUUCAUAUCGAUCGAUUAUCAAAAUAAAAGGUCACUUUUCAUAUCUAAACAUCUAUCUAAUAAUCUAUCUAUCAAUAAUCUAUCUAUUUAUUUAUUCUAUCUAUCUCAGUCUGUUCAUAUUUAUCUAUCUCAAACUAUUUGUUUAAAUUUAUCUAUCAAAAAAUCAUUAUCUAUCUAUCUAAACAAUCUAUCUAUCACAACUUUUCCUAUCUACCUACCUACCUAUCUAUCUAUCUAUCUAUCUAUCUAUCUAUCUAUCUAUCUAUCUAUCACAGUCUGUUCAUAUCUAUAUAUCUAUCUAUCUCAGACUGUUGCCCGUAUCUAUCUCAGUGUGUUCAUAUCUAUCUAUCUAUUUCAAACUUUUCAUAUCGAUCGAUCUAUCAAUCUCAGUCUUUUCAUAUCUAUCUAUCUAUCUAUCUAUCUAUCUAUCUAUCUAUCUAUCACAGUCUGUUCAUAUCUAUAUAUCUAUCUAUCUCAGAUUGUUGUCCGUAUCUAUCUAUCUCAUCUUUUCAUAUCUAUCUAUCUAUCUAUCUAUCUAUCUAUAUAUAUAUAUAUAUAUAAUUGCUUUUCUUUCUUUUUCUUUCCUUCUUUCUUUUUUCUUUUUUCUUUCUUUUUUCUUUCUUUCUUUUUCUUUUUUCCUUCUUUCUUUCUUUUCAGCUUAUUCCUUUUCUUUCUUUCUUUCUUUCUUUCUUUCUUUCUUUCUUUCUUUCUUUCUUUUCAGCUAAUUGUUUUUCUUUCUUUUUUCUUUCGUCUUUCAUUUUUCUUUCUUUCUUUCUUUUCCGCUAAUUUUAAUUGCUCAUCCGUUCCUUCAUCUCAUCAUUUUCCCUACUUCCCGCCUCCCUCCUUCCUUCUUUACUUCCUUCAUCCCGUUAUCUCCCCUCCCUUCCUUCCUUCCUUCCUUCCUUCAUCCCGUCAUUUUCCCUCCCUUCCUUCCUUUCUACCUCACUUUCUCCUCUCCCCUUUCUUCCUUCCUCGUUUCCUUCCUUCUUUCCUUCCCUUUCCCUUCAUUUUUCCUUUUUUUUUCUUCCUUCCUUCCUUCCUUCCUUCCUUCCUUCUGUCAUUUACUCUCCUUCCUUCCUUCCUUCCUUUCAUUUUUCUCCCAUCCCUUUCUUCCUUCCUCCUUCUCUCCCUUCCUGCCUCCGUCCCUUCCUUCCUUCCUUCCUUCCUUCCUUCCUUCCUUCCUUCCGUCAUCUUCCCUCCCUCCUACCCCCUCCUUCCUUCCUUCCUUCUGUCAUCUUCUCUCCGCCUCCUUAUUUUAUUCCUUCCUUCCUUCCUUCCUUCCUUUCUUCCUCCGUUCCCUUACCUUCAUCCUUCCCCUCCCUCUCUCCUUCAUUUUUCCUUCCUUCCUUCAUUCAUUCCGUCAUCUUCCCUUCCGCCCCCUCCUCCCUUCCUUCCUUUAUUCUGUCAUUUACUCUCCUUCCCUCCUUGCUUCCUUCCUACCUUCCUUCUUUCCUUCCCUCGUCCUUUCCUUUUCUUUCUCCCUUCCACCCUUCCUCCCUUUCUUCCUUUUCUCCUUUCCUGCCUCCCUCCCUUUCUUCCUUCCUUCAUUCCAUCAUCUUAUCUCCCGCCCCCUCCUUCCUUCCCUCCUUCCUUCCUUCCUUUCUUCCUUCUGUCAUCUUCUCUCCACCGCCUUCCUUCUUUCCUUCCCUCGUCCUUUCCUUUCUUCCUCCCUCCCUUCCUCCCUUUCUUCCUUCCUUCCUCCCUUCCCCUCUCUCCCUUCUUCUCUUCUUUCCUUCCGUCUUCUCUCCCUUCGUUCCUUCCUCCCUUUCUUCCUCCCUUCCUUCUUAUUUCGACUGAUUUAAACACUGUUUAA